Messenger RNA from Salarias fasciatus (jewelled blenny), 2052 nucleotides. It is a transcript of the gene ccng2, whose product is annotated as cyclin G2. The transcript is spliced from 7 exons. The record is from RefSeq and is a predicted model, not a curated record. Lineage: Eukaryota; Metazoa; Chordata; Actinopteri; Blenniiformes; Blenniidae. Bases 152 to 1240 code for a protein of 362 amino acids.
CAAAGAGAGAAAAGGAGAAAGAAGCGAGAGAAGAAGGAAAGCUUUCAGCUGGACGGAGCUCAACCAGCGCAAACACGGCAGAAAUGUGGAUUUAACUCGAAACUCAGCAACGGUUUGAUCUCCACGUCGUUUCCCCGGUGCCAGCUGAGACAUGGACGCCUUCAAGCUGAUGAAGGAGCUGAGGCUGAACUACGAGCAGGAGGUUUAUUACCUGCCCAAAGAGACGGGCCUGGCCCUCAUCGAAUCCGCCGUCGAGGUGAGUGUGUUCCCGGCCCGCCGCGCUCGCUCUGGCAGCGGCCGAAGUGGGUCAGUUCUCACCGUCGGCGUCUUCCUCUUCCAGGGCGACAGGCGGAUCUCAGCCAAGUGCAGAGAUGCCAAAGUGGAGGACCUGUGGAGUCUGACGAGCUUCUUCGGUUACAGCACGCAGACGUUCGUGCUGGCCGUUAACCUGCUGGACAGAUUCCUGGCAAUGAUGAGGAUCCAGCCCAAGCACCUGUCCUGCGUCAGCCUCAGCUGCCUCCACAUGGCGGCCAAGGUGACGGAGGAGGAGUGCGACCUGACGCCCACCGACGAGCUGAUCCGCAUCGGCCAGUGCCGCUUCACCGUGUCCGACCUCAGCCGCAUGGAGAAGAUCGUCGCCGAGAAGCUCGACUUCAAGGCCAAAGCCGUCACCGCCUUAACCUUCCUGCAGCUGUACCACCGCAUCGCGCUCUGGCACUCCAGCGACAGGAAGCAGACCCUGAGCCUGGAGAAGCUGGAGGCUCAGCUGAAAGCCUGUCUGUGCCGGAUCUCCUUCUCUAAAGCCAAGCCGUCCGUCCUGGCCCUGUCCCUCCUGCGGCAGGAGAUCGAAGCCAUUCGGUCGCAGGACAUGCUGGAGAUCGCCUGUCAGAUCCAGAGACACCUGAAGAUUGCCGACGGCGAGCUGCGGCAGUGGAGCGAGCGCGUGGCCCGCUGCCUGUCGGACUACGCCUCCCCCGAGUGCAGCAAGCCCGACCACCGCAAGCUGCAGUGGGUGGUGUCGCGCCGCACCGCCCAGAACCUGCACAGCCACCGCAGCGUGCCCGAGCUGCCCACCAUCCCCGAGGCCUGCUGGGACGAGAACGACAGCGAGGACUCGUGCGUGGACAUGCUGAGCUCCGGUGAAGAGUCUCUCAGCAGCUCUCUGGGCAGCGAUGCAGGAGGAACCUUCUUCCCGAUGCACCUCCGGCGCCAAGAGCACCGCCAGUACCUCCACGCCUGAGACCCCGGACCCUCCCUGACCCCUGACCCCCCCACCCCGCCUCGCCGUCUUUAAUUUAUUCUUCAAUAAGCUCCGGUGCUGCUGGAGGAGAGCACAACGCCAGGGUUCGGCCUCUGAUCUCACAUUCCAGGUCUCUGUGGACUUUCCUGGUUCUGCCAAACGGCGAGGCCGCCGGCCCCGCCUCGCCUCGCCUCGCCUACACCUGCUGGGGUUUUUCCAGAGUGUCUCUCGACUGUUAUUGAUCUACGACUGUUGUUAUGAAUGAGAAGGUUGCGUUUUUUCGGGCGUGCAGAAGCCGAGAGCGGCGGCAGCGCUCUGACCGUCCUGCGACCACAGGGAAGUGGCGUCGGAUUUCUGUUCUGUGUCAACGUCUGACGGUUUCACAACAGAGCAGCGCAGCACGCACACACACACAGCUGACACAGAACAGGUUCCUCCACUGGGAAUCAAACCGUCAACUCCUCAGACGCGACUGACAAACGCUGCUCUCGGCUUCCGGAGGAAACUUUUAAUUUUGCACAUUAUUUUACUUCUUUCUUCUCAUUUCAAGUGUUAAACUGGUGAAAGGCUGGAGUCUGACUCCACGAGUUCAAGAAACAAGCAGCUUCCGAGUGUGUGUGUGUGUGUGUGUGUGUGUGUGUGUGUGAGAGUGUGUGUUGUACGUCUGAUACGGCUGGAAUUACAAGUUGCCAACUUUAGGAUGUAGCUUUAAAAAAAAAAAAAAAAACGACUGGUCUGGUGUUUUGAAUGUUGUAGAGAAGCAUAAUGUUGACCAAGUGUCAAAAAAAAUACAAGAAAAGCCUAAAAAAUGU